Messenger RNA from Zingiber officinale, 1013 nucleotides. RefSeq names its product protein NSP-INTERACTING KINASE 1-like. Gene Ontology annotation, molecular function: ATP binding; protein kinase activity. The transcript is spliced from 4 exons. The coding region runs from base 151 to 654 and encodes 167 amino acids. The record is from RefSeq and is a predicted model, not a curated record. NCBI's taxonomy places the organism in Eukaryota, Viridiplantae, Streptophyta, Magnoliopsida, Zingiberales, Zingiberaceae. Gene Ontology annotation, biological process: protein phosphorylation.
CUUUGGGAGUACCAGGAGAAGAAUAGCUUUGGGUUUAAUUUGAGUGGUCUUGUGCCAAGAUUUCCUGGAAGAACAUUUAAUGUCAUCGGAAAUGCCUUAAUUUGUCCAACUGGCAAUGAGAAAGAAUGCUAUGGGGCAAUUCCUAUACCUAUGUCCUUCAACAUAAAUAAUGAUUCUCCCGGUGAUCAAAGUAUACAAAAUCCGAAAAGACAUACAAUAAUUUGCCCAGUAGCUUACGGUCUCGCGUGCAUCUGUUUCAUUAGCCUUGCACUUGGUCUACUUAUUUGGUGUCAUAAAAGGCGUAGCCAACAAGUAUUCUUCGAUGCAAAUGAUCAACACAAAGUAAUCUGCCUUGGCAAUUUGAAAAGGUUUCAGUUCAGGGAGCUUCAAAUAGCAACAAAUGGUUUCAGCAGCAAAAACUCACUUUGCAAAGGUGGCUUUGGAAAUGUCUACAAAGGGAAGCUACAAGGCAGAACCUUAGUCGCUGUUAAAAGACUCGAUGGCGGUAAUGUGGCAAGCAGAGAGAUACAAUUUAAAGCUGAAGUGGAAAUGAUCAGCCUAGCAAUUCACAGACACAUCCUUAGGCUUUGUGGAUUCUGCAUGACUACUACUGAAAAGCUACUAGAUGUGUUUUAUUUUCCAUUUCCUAGCUAGGAAAACACUGACAGCUUUCCUUCCUCUUCUUUUCUAACUUGUGUAGUAAGGCCAGCUCUAGACUGGAGUACUAGGAGAAGAAUAGCUUGCUAAGGCAAAGAUUGAUGCAGAAGCAAGGGAGACGAAAUUAAAGGCUUCAACAAAGCACAAAAGAAGAUCCCACUCUGAAUCAGAUAGUGACAAUGAAGAUAACAUGUAUAACAUAUUUUGAAUUAGACAAUGAGAGUGACAGUGAUCAGCAUAUUUUGGAUUUCGAUUACAUGUAUAGCUAUUAUUUUCUCAUUUUGAUGUGUAGUUAAUUUUUGAAAUUUGAAGAUAACAUUUUCAUGGAUUGAAUGUAGUAAAUAUUUAGUUUUGUA